Guillardia theta CCMP2712 is the source of this 240-nucleotide messenger RNA. RefSeq lists its product as hypothetical. The record is from RefSeq and is a predicted model, not a curated record. The transcript is spliced from 2 exons. Bases 1 to 240 code for a protein of 79 amino acids. NCBI's taxonomy places the organism in Eukaryota, Cryptophyceae, Pyrenomonadales, Geminigeraceae.
AUGAUGUCAGCGGCACCAAACGCAUCAUCCGAUCCUGAAAGAGUGCAAAACGAGGACGAGGACGAGGACGAGGACGAGGACGAGGACGAGGACGAGGACGAGGACGAGGACGAGGACGAGGACGAGGACGAGGACGAGGACGAGGACGAGGACGAGGACGAGGACGAGGACGAGGACGAGGACGAGGACGAGGACGAGGACGAGGACGAGGACGAGGACGAGGACGAGGACGAGGACUAG